This is a messenger RNA of Exophiala dermatitidis NIH/UT8656, 5310 nucleotides long. RefSeq lists its product as uncharacterized. NCBI's taxonomy places the organism in Eukaryota, Fungi, Ascomycota, Eurotiomycetes, Chaetothyriales, Herpotrichiellaceae. Bases 2584 to 3783 code for a protein of 399 amino acids. The record is from RefSeq and is a predicted model, not a curated record. The transcript has 3 exons.
UAGUACACCACGGUACCGUAGCUGAACGUUUCGUUGGUCUACAAAUCACCAGAUACUCUGGCCCUCACUACCAAUAUCUGGAUGAAAUAACAACGGGUGCGCAGUGAGUGGUGUCACUCGAGUGUGCGCAUGCGAUUGACCUGGUCCUCGCCUCUUUUCCUUCUCUCUCCGACGCGGAGACGGACGUGGCCACGGCAAUUUUUUUUCGUCGCCGGUUAUUGGCCGAGAUGCUUCAUGGCCGCCGCCCGCCUCAAGCGCAUUGCGGAGAAACAGCGCCACCGCUCAUCCCUUCGGCCGAUCUCGCUCUUGGCACCGCAGGGUCUGUUUGCACUGGGCUAGUACGGAUUAAUACUAGACCGCGACGACCACUGGCAUCGUUGUUCACACUCCACUGCAUCGAGCUGAGUUGUUGAAGUGUAUUGGGGUGCAAGAUCUGUGAAGGUAAUCAUUCUAUGCCAGUCGCUAUUCUCCGCUAAACGCAGCACUGUAUAUGAGAAGUGGUGCUCAGAGAGGCGGCCCCCAGGCGUGGCAUAAAUGAGCUCGCGUGGUCAACGAUGGAAACCACGCUGAGGCAUUCUCAUCCCAUCUGGUAAAUUUGUUGAAAUUCCUCGGCAGUCGAUACACCUCUCCACCGCUCGAGCGCCGGCUCAAUUGAGUCCCCGUGGCCAAGGAACGCCGAUAAAAUAUCGUUGCAUGUGUUGCGGGUAUCGAGAGGCAACUGCUUGACGACGUUCAUGAUGCGAGAAGUGUACCAUAUCGACUCGCAAAGACCAUCCUGGUUCGUUGCACGGAGGAUGAUAUGAAGCAGCUCCUCUGGCAAUACUUGGCAAGUAUUCUCACGUAGCACAACCUCCUCUUCGAUCUUGAUCAAGGCAGUUCGCGCGCGGGAGUCAGACUCCGUCUGAUCCUGAAGGAGCAGAGCUGCCAAAUGAAUCGAACAUGCCAACUUGGCGCGCCGCCACUUGAUCUGCGCACACUUGUCUCGCAUAAAGGUUGGCUGAUGCAGGGCCCUGAGCGUGCAAAUCAGGACCAUGUUUCCAAAAUGAUUCGCGGUCGGACAUGAACAUUGUUCGGCAAUGCGGCCGAAUAGCUCAACGAAUUCGUCUUUGUCCCGAGACGCUGCUUCGGAGCUUUGUACGCUCGACAACUGACCGAGAGAACAGUGGAAGGCGUUACAAACCAGGAUGUCCAGCCAAAAGAGCAGGGCAUGGAGCUCUUCGUGUGCGCGAAGACAAUAGACGCCGCCCCGGAGGCUGAUCAUUCGCUUGAGCGCGUUCCAGUGCCAAUCAGCAAAUGCGUGUUCCUCCUUGAGCUCCUUGUGGUUGGCCAGCAAGGCUGCGGCCAGGAUCGUGCCAUAUUCAGGCUCCGAUGGGGAAGCCGAUAUCUGUUGGGACACUUGUUGCAGUGCAUACUGUUCCAGUUCCACUGCGCUUAAUGACGAGGCUGUCCCCCUUUCAUACGUGGACACAAGCGUUUCAUUUGCCAGGAACGCACUGAAUGCCGCCGAACAUAGUCGAUAACAGCUCAGGAACUCUUCGGCUGCCCGCGACCUCCUGCAUCGAUGGAUGACUAUAUGGAUCGUUAGUCUCAAAGGUCAUCUUCGGGCUUGCAACAAGCGACGUACACUUUCUAAUUAAAUGAUCAACCGGGUCCUGGAGUGGCUCGCAGGGGCCCCUGUCUCCAAGUACCUUGCCGAGGUUCUUCAGGUUAAUCAACUGUUCGUCGUUGAUAACCGUGAGGGUACUAUUCCAAUUCGAGGCUUGGUUGUCCGUCUUAGGCCUUUCGGUUUUGGUCGGCUUAGGCGAGUUCGACGGUGCUGAAGACGGAACAGAUUCCCACACAUGAACCUGUCCGCCACUCUCGCAAUCAUCGUAGCGAUAACGACCUUUGUCUCCUUUGCGAUGCCGCCGCCUUAAAAUGUGGACCUUGAUUGCCUCUUGGGCAAGCCGACAUCGUGAGUCUGUGGUGAUGAAUGUCAACGGGGCGGUGGCAGGAGGUGUACGCGUCGUCGAAGCCAUUAAGCAGUCUAUGCCGUGCUCAACAGUAGAGAUUGUUGAGACUUAGAGGCGACCGUUCCAACGAGCGCCCUGACAUGGGAGCGGGUGCAUAAAAGUGGAACGCGCGCGUGCUGGAAAUCCGGGGAUUCCAUGGACCAAGCCUCAGGACAGCCAGCGCCUUGGCAGCUGAGGAGGGGUCAUGAAGGGGGACGGCUCGGCAAUAUAGUAUCCCUCGGCCGCGAGGCUCUGACUUAUCUUUCUUCUUAUCAUCCUCUCCGUGCACGCAAAAUGCAGUGGCCCUCCCCAGCCGUCCCCUCAGCAGAUCCCGCUAGAUCCAAUCCAGUGAGUCAAACCCUAUUAUGAAUUAGUCUCCUCCGGGGUAAUCACUGGGGAGUGCUACGAGUGCCUAUCUUUGGGCUGCGUAUAUCUGAACAAUGCAGAGAUAAGUCUCGGGCGGGGACUGCUCCGACUGGCAGCGGAGCACGGCAUUGUGGUGAUAGUAUAAGAACCCGUGUCUGAUAAGGGAGACAAAAAAUGGGAAGAGAAGAGCCAAGUUCGUGUGCACCGUCAUCACUUAUUGCCUACCAUGCUGCGACUCAACGAAGACGUCAACUUCCAUUUCGAACUGCUUAGGAUCCUUGCUUCGGCGAGAUGUUACGGAGCAGAUGUGGCCGAGGUGCUGAAAGUCUCGCAAAGACUGGUGCCUGGCAAUUUUGACAGCUGGUAUGAACAAUUCUACGCCAUGGCUCAAUGGGUUCUCUCGACCGUGGAGAAUGAAGAAGAACACGACCGGGUGACUCUACGCGACGCGUACUUCCGAGCAUCGCGCUACCUGUUUGCGUCCGAGUUCUUCCUACACGGUAACCCCGACGAUCCUCGCAACACCACGCUCUGGGAGUCGUGGAUCCAUUACUUCGACAAGGCCACCAGCAAGCUCGACAUCCCACCUGAGCGACGAUCUCUGCAAGCCGAUGGGUUUGAAGUACCCAUUAUUGUCUUUCGGGCGUCCACCGACGACACACCGCGCCCUGUACUACUCGUCUGCAAUGGGCUGGACGGGUCCAUGGAAGAGAUGUACCAUUUUCACGGCGCGCCCAUCGUGGAGAGAGGAUACCACGUGGUGCUCUUCGAAGGGCCAGGACAGCCCACCGUGACUCGUCAACAGAAGGUGGGCUUCCUCCACGACUGGGAAAAGGUGGUCACUCCUAUCGUCGACUAUGUCGAGACUCUUGAGUUUGUGGACAAGAAGCGCAUUUGUCUGCUGGGCAAUUCGCUGGGCGGUUACCUCGCAGCUCGAGCGGCUUGCUUCGAGCAUCGCCUCGCCGCCGUCAUGUGCGUCGAUGGCAUCUUUGACGUCUACGCCGGUUUGGGGGAGAUGAUGCCGCCUGAAGUGCUGCAGCACCUGGACCAAGGGUCAGAAAAGGAGUUUUCCGCAGGCUUGGAGGAAGCAAUGACCAAGUCGACCAAUCUCCGUUGGAUCAUGGAGCAGAUUGAGUGGGCUUUCCUUGCUCCCCCUUUCGAGGCACUGCAAACGGCAAAGAAAAUGACCCUCGAGGGAAUCGUGGAUCAGAUCCAAUGUCCGGUCUUUGUUGCCGAUGCCGAACGUGACAUCUUCGUGGUCAAGAAACCCCAGGCGCAGAUCUUGGCUGAUGCUCUGGGAUCCAGGGCCACGUAUGUCAAGUUUACUGAAAAGGAAUCUGCGGAAGCACAUUGUCAUGUUGGUGCAACUGUCUACCUCAACCAAGUCUUGGUUGGCUGGCUCAGGCGCGUUUUGAAAGACGUCUGAUGACGCGUUGAUGGGCGUCGUAUUGGAGAAGGAUUUGGGAGAGUGGCGGGGUUCUCUCUACUCAAUCUCCCUGGGUGUUGCACGUACGCUUGCAGAGAUGUCCCAAGAAAGCAUGAGGAUGAGAAGCAUCCAUCUUAAGAAGCCUGCUCGUUUCCACCUAGUUACAUGGUCUGUUGAGCUCAUCGGCUGUCUGAGUCUGUCUCCAUUUUCCCAGACGCUUAUUACUUACUAUUCCUUUCCAAGAAUUUAUCCUUGGUCUACUGAGUAAACAGAGCCUCCGAGUACCAAGGAGCUAGUUUGAAAGUUGUUGGAAAGCCCCUGGCGUCCGACAACUGAGAGUCCUUAAUUGAGUCUUGCUUAUCGUCAACCUGAAGAAUACCAUUUUCCUCGCCAAAUUUCCACUGCUGUCUACCCCCUAUACAUGGCACAAUAUCCCAUUCUACGGUGCUGGUGUUAGAUGUGAACGGCCAGGCUCAUCAACGCCAGCUCCUCACUCAAUCCUCCAAAAGCGGCAUUGGCGUUGGCUCCAAAACCUCGCCGGUCUGUGGCACCUUGAUCGGGUCCGAAGGCACCAAGACAAACAACAUGACGCAGUAUUCAUUGCUGAUGUUCCUCCAUUCCUAAAGCAAAUCAUGACAGUUAGUCAGCCAAGCAAUCAAAUCAUGGGAGCAUGGGAGAAAUUCUUUUCUUUCGGUCUUGACAUACAUGUACCGUUCCUCUCUGAACGACAGUAUCUCCAGCUUUAAGGAUCGUCUUGACAUCAUCAUCCAAAGUCAUUUGGAUCUCGCCACUGAGGACCAAUCCCACAUCGACACUCUGAGUGCGGUGCUUGAAAUUGAGUUUGUCCUCCUGAUCUUCGCCGAUCGGUGGAAAAUGGAUGAUACGGACAAAGACGCCCGAGUCGUCGACCAAGGGAACCCCCUUGGCACCAUAAGGAUCAAAGAAUGGUCCAUUAGCCUUGGCUGGAAAGCCUUCUGUUUUGAGGAUUUGCGUGAUGCCAGGAAUAAUGCCUUCGGCUGGCUUUUGGUCGAUUGGGUUCAGGGAUGUUAGGAUCCGGUCUGAUUCAAUGACGGAUUUGCCAUCUGGGGUGUGUCCUACAGGUACCAGAGGGUUAGGAUGGUGGUAUUAAAAAAAGGAAGGGUUUUCAAACUGACCAGUGACUACACGUCGCGUCGUCAAAGGGGAGGCCAUCGUGUGUGUGUCUGUGUGUACUAGAUGUGCUCGAGAUCGGCCAAGGUUGAUGAUGAGAAGGCUGAGAGUUGAAACUCUGAUGGGGAUACGACCAGGUCCAAAAUCCCAGACCGUAUCUUACUCGUUUUUAACAAUCAGAGUCGGGUUCGGGUGCCUCGGUAUGAACUGCACAGUGCAGCCUAGACCGAGUGGAUCAAUUCGGUUUCCAUUGCUCGACCCUCGCGUGGGAAACUCUGCUCGUCUAUGGAUGCGGUGGUUGUUUUUCUUCCGAGUCAACGGAUAGCCUUCAAAGACCAGGAUAGGCCGCUCCAGAUCUAUCAUAUCUGUUGCAUAUCG